AUGUAUGCAUUGCGUACUAGUGCUGAGGGUGCCUGUUACCUGUGUGUGCCACCUAACUCAGGUAUAGAGUCUGCUGCUCUAGGUGUUGGUGAGGCUGCUGCUCUAGGUGCUGGUGCGUCUCCCGCUCCAGGUGCCGGCAAGGCUGCUGCUAUAGGCGCUAGUAAGUCUACUGCUCCAGGUGCUGGUGAGUCUGCUUUCUCUGGUAUUGCGCCUGCUGCGGCCUUGCACACCUUCACGCUUCACUCAGGAGCUUCUCGCUCCUUCUUUCGCAACUGCACCACAAUCACGCCACUCAGUCGGCCGAUCUCAGUCUCUCUGGCUGACCCCUCUAGGGGUCCGGUCCUUGCACACUCCUCCACGGUUCUUCCAUGUCCGGCGGUCCCGUCUGGCUCUCUAUCUGGCCUCCACCUCCCCUCGUUCUCCACAAACUUGGUAGCUGUGUUGGGUAAGGUGUUUGCUGCGGCGUCCCGGUCUGGUCCUGAGUCUGCCCCCUGCUCGUGUCUCACCAGACUCUCCUCUGGCACCACCGCCUUGGUCACCCCUCCCUGCCUCGUCUUCCAGGCAUGGCCUCCCGUGUCCUUGUCACUGGUCUUCCCAGGUCUCUCCCUCCCCUUCCCCCGGGGCCUGCCCCUACCUGCGUUCCUUGCGUCGAGGGGCGGCAACGCGCCGCUCCUCACUCCUCCGAGUUCUCUCCGAUGA
Messenger RNA from Closterium sp. NIES-65, 699 nucleotides. The record is from the annotation of a GenBank genome assembly. NCBI's taxonomy places the organism in Eukaryota, Viridiplantae, Streptophyta, Zygnematophyceae, Desmidiales, Closteriaceae.